Molecule: messenger RNA, 1149 nt
Organism: Nicrophorus vespilloides
Lineage: Eukaryota; Metazoa; Arthropoda; Insecta; Coleoptera; Silphidae
Exons: 7
Coding region: 1-1134 (377 amino acids)
Molecular function (GO): calmodulin binding
Source: RefSeq, a predicted model, not a curated record
AUGGAUGCUAUGCUGCAAAGACACUGCGCUCGAUUUAUAUACAUAGUCCCAGAAGGUUUGAGGGAACUGAUGUCGGAUAUUUCUAGAGAAGUGUUGAGAUCGCAACCCAAUGAAAUAUAUACGUUCAUAGCAGACUAUUUGGAUGCGUUGAUGAUCACCAGAGAGAACGCUCGAAUUGCGAUAAAAUUGGUGGAGAGCAUCACCGAGAUAGCUGAAGCCACUGUACAAACGUUGUUGGAAAUUGGAGUAUCAAGAGAAGACGCCGAUGAAGUUGUUGCUAUUAUUCAGAAACAUUUCAGGGAGCACGCAGAAAUUAAAAGGUUGCACAAAUUCGAUGUAUUGGAGCACACCGAAGGAGAUAUGGGUGAGGAGGAUAUCAUAAUCGAACGGAUUCUGGCUGAGCUGAAUAUGACUAUGGAGCAACUCGAGAAGAUGGUGAUUAUAAUACAGACUGCCUAUAGGAAGUUUAAAGAGAGGCAGGAGCGAGAAAAGCAGUGGCUCUUCGGAAUGGUUGAUUGGAGGAUCGCAGCUAGAAGUGCUAUAGCUUUGUACCGGAAAACUGGUGUCACCUAUUACGAAGCGAAUAGAGCUGCGUCUUUGAUCAAAGCCGCUUACAAAGGGUACUACACAAGGCGCGUGAUGAAGCGGUUGUUGCAGCAAGGAAUUGCUGAUGACAGCAUAAUGUACGACGAAAUAUCAUGGGAAUUGGAAGAGAAUAAGGAGUUAGACUAUUCCACGGCAUCCUCGAGAAUCACCACGUUGGAAUUGGAAUAUCAAUCGGAUGAAACUCUUGCGACAGAAGCUAUGUACGAUACUCUACCGAUUUCGCCAUACACCGAUCAAACGCAGCCCGGAGAAGACACUCUGCCUAUGGACGUAGAGCAUUACGUUUAUAACGUGGAUGAAGAUCACACUUUGUACAUGGAGGAAGGGCACGGUGAUGAACACCACGAAAUGCAGGAGCAUCAUGAAAUGGAGGAACAUCACGAUAAGGUAGAACACGAAGAACAAGAAAUACACCAUGAGGACUAUGAGGAAGUGCAACAAGAGGACGAGGCUGAAAUUAACGAAGCGGAAGAACAGCCUCAAGACAUUGCGCCUAUGAAUCCAGAAGAAAUGGCAGGCGAAGAGUGAACAAAUUAAACGCCA